AUGUGGCGCGUUCGUCUAAAAUUACAAACUUCGGCCGCCGUUUUGCUUGCUAAUAUCUUUGAUGAUGGAACUCGACAAAAUGAGUGGAAAACAUCGACAUUUCAACCGCAAAAACAACCAUUUCUACGGACAGACUUUUGGCAAGUACAUGCCGCACAAUCAGCGAAUCUUGACCAAAAGGGUGAUGUAACAAGAAGUGGAGCUGUUUCUAAAUUGCUUCAACUGUGUGAGCAAAUACAAGUGCAAUCUUGGGAAACAGCGAUUUCACUCGACCGUCUGAAAACUGCUUUUAAAAUUAACGAAGGAUCUUUUGGUGAAGUGUACGCGAUUCGCUCAAAAGAUGUUCCAACAGAAUAUAAUGUUUUAAAGGUUGUUCCAAUCGAUGGUGCGGUGGAAAUAAAUGGUUUUGAACAAAUGACGAGCACUGAUAUUUUGCCCGAGUUGCUUUGCUCUCAAGCGUUGACGAAACUUUGGGAAGAAGGAAAAGAAAACCGGACAAAAUGCUUCAUUCAUCUCAAAAAGGCGUACCUCGUGAAAGGUGAUUAUCAUCCGCAUCUAAUUGCUGCGUGGUAUACUUAUGAUAAACAAGAGAAGUCAAGCAAUGGAGAUCCAACUCAAUUUCCCGACGAUCAACUUUUUCUUCUUUUUGAAUAUGAAUUCGGAGGAGAGUCCCUAGAUCAUUUUGAGCUCUCGUCUUCUUCGCAACUUCUUUCUAUUGUUGCGCAAGUCGCCACAGCGUUGGCGGCAGCUGAAUGUGGUCUUAAAUUCGAACACCGAGAUCUACACCUGGGAAAUAUUCUAGUGUUUCUCAAGGAAAUGUCAAAAAUGCACAGAGCGGUCGUCAACAACAAAACUAUUGAAUUCAACGAUGCUCGAGUAUCUGUACGAUUAAUCGACUUUACUCUUGCUCGCUUUGAUUAUAAAAAGCAAAAUUUCCAUUAUCAAUUUGAAGAAGAUGAUCCCAUUUUUGAAGGCGAUGGUUCAGAAGCGCAUCAUCAGAUUUAUAGAGGAAUGAGAGCGUGUACGAGAGAAGAUUGGAAAGGUUUUAACCCUGUGACUAAUUUGCUUUGGAUCGAAUAUCUUCUGUGGUUUUGUUUACAACACGAAGAGGAUGCUAAUACGAAAGCUUAUCAACUACUCGAUUCAUUCUUGAAACGUGUACGAAAGUGCUGGUCCUCAACGGAAUUAGUUAAUUCGAAGGAGUUUAACGAUAUCGUCGAACACUUGAACGCU
Molecule: messenger RNA, 1233 nt
Organism: Mesorhabditis belari
Lineage: Eukaryota; Metazoa; Nematoda; Chromadorea; Rhabditida; Rhabditidae
Source: the annotation of a GenBank genome assembly